Molecule: messenger RNA, 2874 nt
Organism: Solea senegalensis (Senegalese sole)
Lineage: Eukaryota; Metazoa; Chordata; Actinopteri; Pleuronectiformes; Soleidae
Gene: mob2a
Product: MOB kinase activator 2a
Exons: 5
Coding region: 539-1276 (245 amino acids)
Biological process (GO): signal transduction; positive regulation of protein phosphorylation
Cellular component (GO): cytoplasm; nucleus
Molecular function (GO): protein kinase activator activity
Source: RefSeq, a predicted model, not a curated record
CGCUGCAGUCCACCCUGUGCUGCCCAGCAGUCAGCAGUUUGUUUAUGGGACUCCAUUUGCCAAGCUAAUCUUCCCGCCUUUCAAGUGGAAGCCAACGAGCGAAGGAGAGAGGGGGAGAGAGAGAGACAUAGAGAGGGAGGGUGAGAGAGAGAGAGAGAGAGGGAGCGAGAACGAGCGAGAACGAGCAAGGACAAGAGUGUGAAAGUGAGGUAGGUAGUUGCAGUCCUUGGCAGGGAGAGAGAAAGAGAAACAUGCUCAGGGAAGUGUGCGUGGUAUUGUAAAUAUUAUUUUUCUUGUUUAUAAAGUUUAUUUGUGUGGCUGAAAGGCCCACACGCAUAUAUUUGUCCGCUCUGCAUGACCUGUCGUAAAGUCGGAGGCAGUUUUUGGAGCCGGGUGCUAUGCUGAAGCUGGGGGCUGCUGUCCCUGUGCACCUGAAGACGAGCUUGCAAGAGAGGAUCGCAGAGAGGGAGGUGUAAUAGAGGAGAGGGGGCUGUGGAUCAGAGCUUCAUCACCCUGGCUCUGCUUCAUCACCAGCUGGAUGGGGGUUCUGGUUUGCUGCGACUGCUUCUUCUAUAGGAAGUCAAAGACAAAGCCAAAUGGAAAGAAGCCUCCAACAGAAGAGAAAAAACAGUACUUGGAACCGGAGUUCACAAAAAUCCGUGUGGUGGACUUCGACCUCAAGGAGCUGGUGGUGCUGCCCAGAGAGAUAGACCUAAAUGAAUGGCUGGCCAGCAACACAACAACGUUCUUCAACCUUAUCAACCUGCAGUACAGUACCAUCUCAGAGUUCUGCACUGGGGACACCUGUCAAGCCAUGACAGCCUGCAACACAAUAUACUACUGGUAUGACGAGAGGGGGAAGAAGACAAAGUGCACUGCUCCGCAAUAUGUCGACUUUGUAAUGAGUCUUUGUCAGAAACUGGUCACAGACGAGGAAAUCUUUCCUACAAAAUACGGCAAAGAGUUUCCCAACUCCUUUGAGUCCUUGGUAAAGAAGAUCUGCCGGUAUCUGUUUCAUGUGCUGGCUCACCUCUACUGGGCGCACUUUAAAGAGACGGUGGCUCUGGACCUGCAGGGCCACUUGAACACUCUAUAUGCACAUUUCAUCGUUUUCGUAAGGGAAUUCAACCUGGUCGACCCCAAGGAGACCUGUAUCAUGGACGACCUGUCCGAAAUCCUCUGCACCCCCGCCCCGCUGCCUGCGCCGGCCCCGGCCCCCUCCGCCCCAGCCUCGGCGCCCUCCCCCUCCUCACAAAACCAUGUCACGGAGAGAUGAGCGGCGAUGGCGGUAACACAACAGCCUUGGGGGAUAGAUGAUAAGUUAGAGGAGAGAAGAAAAGACAGCCUGGCCCCCUUCCUCGGUGUCAGCAGGACUUUAGAGACCUUCUACUACCCUUAUAUUUCGCUAUGACAUCAACCAACCAGCCACAAGGAAGGGGGGGAGGGUUUUCCGGGGGGGUUUGGGGUGGCGGGGAGGGGUUUGUCGCGCCAGCAGGAAUUGGCGUGAGCGUUCCUCCCAGGGGCAAAUCCCUCCCAUCUUCUCUGCAAUUUAAACUAGGAACAAAAAAGUAUGUGUAUGUUUUAUUUUUGGUUUUAUUUCUUUUCCUUUUGUUUCUUUUUGUUUUAUUAAGUUGAAUUUUUUGUUGUGGGUUAGGGUGUGUGUGUGUGCGCGUGUGUGUGUGUGUGUAUGGGAGGGGGGUGCAGUGUGUCUGUCAGCCCUCCCUCUAUCCUCUACCUAACAUACAGUACAGGAAGGGGGCUCUGCUUUGCUUUGACCUACUAUUGUACAGUGUUGUUGACGUGUGGAGAAGAGGUGUCUGUGCUCACCUGCGGGCUCGUCCUUCCCUCCUCCUGCAGCGACGGGAGGCGGCCCACGGCCACUGCACUGGCCAGUAGGGAGCCACGUUACCGCCUGAUGAGGCGAUACUAGCCAAUCACUGUUUGGGUUGUUUAUGUCGGGGAUGAUUAAAGCGCUUCCUACUCAGGACCUGAGAGAAUAAGUCACUGCUGCCAGAGAGAAGUUGCUCUCUCUCUCUUUUUUUUUUCAUUCUUUGUCCCUUGUUCUCCAGAUUGUUCAGCCCUUAAUGCGACAAAACCACGUUUAACUACACUAUAGUCACAUAAUCACCCGGUUUUACCCGUAACAAUCAUGUCCCAGAGCCAACCUGUAGAGGGCAGCACACUCGUAGAGAGAACGCCACAGACAGAGAAAGAGGAUAUUAAAAGAUUGUAUGAUGUGUAAUCUGAUCAGAGCGUGGAUGCUUUUGAGACACAGUAGUCUGGUGUCCGUCUGUGGCUGAAUCGGCCGUUGGGUGUUCAGCACAGCAGCGGCCCCUCAAACCACCGCCACCACCCUGCACUGCAGCAGCACAGAAGGACAAAGACAUGAGGUAAUGUCUGCAGGCCCACAGAGGGAGAGGUGGAGACGGAGAGAGGGGUGAGAGUGACGGCAGUGGAGCUGCUCUGCUGCUUCAAACAGACACCAGUACUCCCAGUGCAAAACACAACAUCUUGUUUUGUUUUGUUUUUUUUUUGUUUAACCUGUCCCUAUAAACUUGCUGUCUGAAAAGAUUAUCAAAGGAGAGUUAGUCCAGAUAUAAUAACAGAAGUGGUAUCAUUACACAUGUAUAGAAAAAUGCACAGUCUGCUUGGACUUUACUGUACAAAGAAUCGCAAGCGGGUUCUGUCAGGCAUAGCCUCUGUUUGGAGGAGGAUGGGUUUAUGAUUCUCCUUUUUUAUUUAUUUUAAUUCUUUUUUUUUGCAGGGUUCUUCAGUUCUGGCUCUCGUUUUUAUGUAUUUUAAUUAUUAACUAAGUUAAAAGCAAUUUAAUAUUUUAAGCUCUGCGGAUUAUAAUCUAAUAAAAGAGAAAUGCCA